UUUGCAAUCGCCCUUUAAUAUGAGAAUCGAUCUGGGAAAACAGGGCUUAAUUAAUUUGCGUAAAGUACGUAAAGUGUCGUCCAAAAUUAGCCCGUGCUGUCCGCACAGGUUAAUCAUAGACGACACUUUCCGCUUUUAUUGUUUUUUUUUUCGUAUAAAUCAAGUAUCUUCUUAACGCAAAUCCAGUUUCUGUGGAAAGUGUUGUCCCUUAUUAGCCCCUGCACAGGCCUAUCUGGGACGACACUUUACGCAAAUGCAUAAAAUCCCUUUUGGGAGUUUUAUCAAGAUAUCUUUAAUGUUUUCGUGGCCUCGCGAAAACAACAUUAAUUAUUGCAUAUACUAUAUGAACCAACAUACACACACAACUUAAUUUUAGAGAAAAAUUCAUUUCGUAAAUUUAAGUUCGCCUACCCUUUACUGCAAAUGUGUGAAUUUUUUACCAAGUCCACGCCUAGCACAAUUCCGAUAUUUCGUAGGUAUUAAUCGUUCCUUUCUUAUAACUUGAAUGUGUUUGGGAGUAAAAUAUAUUUAAACUAGGAAGUUAUAAUAAGUAAGACUCGAACACAAAGUUUCCCGUGCUCUCUCAAUCGAUUGUCCGGAUUAUCACGUGCGCAUCCGGUAAACCGACUUGAUUGAUUUCCUGUCGAAAGUCAGCCGCGGCGCAACUUAUCUUUGACGAUGUCAGACAGUGUAAACUAUUGAUUACAAAACACAGUGCAAAUAAUCGUCUUAUUUAAAAAAAAUGGACAUUCAUGUAUAUUGAUAUAAAUUUUUUCGACUUGAGGAAAAGUGAGUAUUACUUCUGGUUGGGCAAUAUGACAAACGAAACAUAAAAAACAGAACACGUUUCAUUGCGAUUGUGUUACUCGAUUUGGUACUGUAACUAGAACAAACACAUGGAAAAUACUGGUAAUAGGUCCCAUUCUUAGUUACGCAAUAAAAUAGUUAAGUAUUUUUAUAAGAAAGUUCGUUCUCAUCAGCUGUUACACAAAUACAAGACGAUAUACUGCGAUACAAUAUGAGCCUUGUUCUGGAAAAACGGGGCUUAAUGCAUAUGCCUUAAGUGUCGUCCCAGAUUAGCCGGUGCGGUCCGCAACUGCUAAUCAGGCACGAAACUUUCCGUUUUAAUGAUAUGUUUCGUAAAAGUAAGUCUCUUUUUAGCAAAAAUCAAGUUUAGGCGAAAAGUGUCGGCCCUGAUUAACCUGUGUGGACUAAUAUGUUAAUCUGGGGCGCACAUGCAUUACGACCAGGUUUUUCUAGAGAUAGGCUCAUGUUAAUAAUAUGCUAUUUUUUUUUUUUUCACCAUUUUAGGAAUGGGGCUGGGCCCAUUUGGAUUGGUAAAAUUUGCAGUUUUGACGAAAAUUGGGAAAUUAGUGCAGUUGUUGUUUUGCUAAAAAAAUUGAUAAUACAAGAUUGUUCAGUAUUACAUUUACUAACGUUGAACUUUUAUGGAUGGGAGAUAAACAAAAUAUUGAGAUCUAAAACAAAAUAAUAUUUUUUGGGGAAACCUUCAUUUGGGAAUGUUUAGCUCCCAUUUGGGAAAAAUAUAUACUUUUUUCCAUUUGGAAUGGGGCCGAAUAGCGGACCCAAUUUUGAAUGAAUGAAACACACUUUAUGCUUUUUCUACUCAUCUAAACACCGCACACCAGCCAUAAAUGUCCCAUAUAUAUUUAAAUGUGCUACAUGUUUAAAGUAGAGAAAGUUUAAUCUGAAGAAAAUUGGCCCGCAUCUGAGACUAUGCCCUUUAAAUGUUCGCCUGGAAACUAUAAUUAUGUUUUGAUGGUUAUCUGAUAUCUAGCUUUAGCACCUGUUUUGAAUUAAACGUGUCUAUCUGUCUUCAAACCAAACGGAGUUUUUGUAUUUAAAGUUUAACAAAACAAAGAAAUUGAACUUUGUCCAGCGAGAUAAGUCAUAGUCAUAUAGCGUACUUGUUUCUAACAGUACUCUAGACGGAUGUUGCAUAUCAAAGAUCUCGCCCUGCGUUCAAAAAACGACCCUCUCUGAUUGCGAAUUCCGCUCUUAUUUCCGGAAACCACAGAUCUUGUUCGCACUAUCUUAAGUUAUCUAUUUCAAUGAUGUAUUAAGCUAAGUAUACAAUAUCACAUAACAAAUAUACGCGUUUACUAAUAUGUCGCAUAAAGUUGCUUAUGUACUCGUAAUUUUGCAAAAAACUUUUUUUUCUACCGAUAAACGUUUGAAGUGAUAUUUUGACUUGUAUUUUUGUAGUGUUGACAGGGAAUGUCUCAGUAACUACAUCAUGAUUUGAGGUAAACUUACGGAGGUCAGCAUUUGACCCAUCUUCACCACGACAUUAACAACGGACGCUCCGGAUGCCGUUGAUAAAUCAAUUUAUAUACGCAAGGAAAACUUUAAUGUUGAGAAAAUAAUCAACGUGACGAUGUAAUAUAACAAGCAUAUUUAACAAACAUUUUGGGGUAAAUAUUUGUAAUUAGUUGUGUUAGAGGACAGAACUUGUCGGCGAUAUGUCCACGGUUUCGAAGUUUAGAUUUGCCCUCCUGAGGCCGAAAAGUAAAGCAACGAACACGGGAUUUCUACUGGCUUUUAUUAUUGGAGUUUUAGAGGCCGAUUUUAUAAGCAACCCAUCGAGCACGUGGUAUGACGUGUACAUCAAAUGUCGAAACAGCAAGCAGACCAUGAUGAACUGGCGGAUGUGGACGGACGAAAAACCUGUCCUGAAAAUAACAAAUCCCGUUUGGCUUUACGGCUUUGAAGUUCGAAUCCCUAACGAAAACAGAUACUUCAAAUUCGACCAAUUGCACAGCAAUAUGACCGCAUUUGUUCGUUGUGUGAACAGAACAGCAUUCGCUGACAUCUACAAAACCUUAACGUUUGAGGAAGCACGCAAAAAUUGCGAGAAUCGAGCCAAUGGAUCGCACAUGGAAUUGCCGUUAAUGAAUAAUAAUAACAUAGACACGUUUAGUGUAAGCAAUGAUAUUAUUGAUACCACGUUAUGGAUCCAAGCUGCGGAUGUCGGAAAAAUUCUUAAUUCGGAAGACCUCAAUGUGCAUUGUUUUGUGCUCAACAAUCAUGGCGAGUUACGAAAAGACAACUGUACCAAAAGCUAUUCGUCCGUCUGCGUAAACGCAACUGUUCACGACACUAUACAAUACAGCGGACAAGAGUCGAAGGUACCAAACUACGAUCCGACGUCACCGAGCACAACCGUGACAUCAUCAGCGGGUACCUCAGAGUUUGUGACGUCACUAGUUACAUCGGAAACUAACGGUGACGUUGAUUUAACCACUAGCGCUGCAAACAAAUCGUUCGAUUUGAACAAUUCCACCAGCGACCAUAAAAGUCAUGCCAAGGAUAAACCAGUGAUGGCAGAGAAAAUCCACAUAGCGCUUAUCUGCGUGGGAGUUGCCGUGGUAACGGCGUUAGUGGUCGCCGUCAUUUGCUGCUGCAUAAUCAAACGGAAACUGAACAAACACCGCAGGCCAACCCUCUCAGACGGCUACCCCAAAACGGCGGACUCCGUAAAUGUUAAAGAUGCUCAACACUACGAAGUAAGUGACAUCAGCGUAUAUGCUACGCCCUCGGACGCAGAAAUGGGCGGUCAUAGAACUGCACGGCCUCGUUCGUCCAUUAUAGAAGGCGAAUACGACACGAUUUCGAAUUCCAAAGCGACAUAUAAAUCCAAACGCCAGGUGGCGAUGGUGAAGGCUUACAGUCACGUGGCAAUAGUCCCAGCCAAUCAGAGACGCGAGACCGAUUCAAAUAUGGAAAACGCAUACGACGUGUCAACGUUGAAUAAGCAAACGAUCGCGACAAUAUCACAUCAGGACGGCAUUGGACAUGUUUACGGCCAUUUAGAAGUUACAUAACUGUAAAUAGGGAACACAUAUUAUAUGGCUUAUUAUGCUUUUUUCAUCGUUCCAUAUACUAAGAAGAAUUGUUAUUGAAUCGAUAUAAAUUAAUUAAACCUUUACAAUACUUAUUAUAAAAAUCAAACGAAAUCAUACGCGCUUAUAUGUUGUAAAUAUUGUAUUUUCUAUUGAACAUUAAGUGCAUGUUUCCAUAAAAGUUCUUCUUGUCUUUUCCUGAUCUUAAAUUGUGAUAAUUUUUGUUAUACAUAUGAUCCCACAUUCAAUUUAAACAUCAAGAUACAUAAAUGUGUAAAUGUGGCAUCGGAAAAAAAUAAAUAAUGAUUCAUUUAUAAAAUGUAUUUAAAUGGGAUAUUUGUGGCACGAUAUGAAAUUUUGUGGUAAGGGUGUUUGUUUGUGAUCCUUUUAGCGGCCUAGGUAUUUGCAGUAUAUUUCGUUUAGUAUUUGUUGCUAUUAAAAUGUUGUCCAAGUCCUUUGCAAUGUAUAAUUUUGAAUUUACAUAUUGGAUUAUGAUUUUUUUGAGUUAAUAGCAUUUUUUAUUAUGGACGCCAAGUAUUAUCAGUGUAUUCUAAACGUUUGUAUGGUGUGAUGUUAUAUGUUUAAAAGAGCUGAGUCUGGUAAUUUAUAUAUGUGUUUGUGAAAGAAACAAACACGUUCGGUUGAUGGUUAGUUGCUCACAUUUUGACUCAUGUGCUCAAAUAAUAAUUGUUUAUAUAUGGGCCGGGCUAUGUGAAAAGGGGGAUAAUGUAUUUGCGUAAAGUGUCAUCCCAGAUUAGCAAUCACAGGCGACACUUUCCGUUUAAACUUGAUGGCUACUAUUAAGAGACAUUGCUAAAACAAAUAAUAUCAUAAAAGCGAAAAAUGUAUUCCUUGAUUAGCCUGUGCGGACUGCAUAGGCUAAUUUGUGACGACACUUUACGCACACGCAUUUAACCCCUUUUUCUACAGAGCACUGUCCAAUUAUUUAAUACCAUGUUGACAUUUAAUUGUGUAUGAGUCAUUUUCUAAUUUAUUUCAGUCACGUUUGUACAGGUAAUUCAUCGAUGCUCUUAUACAACUACACUAUAUCGUGUUUGAAUCAAACGCCAUUUAUUUCGAGAUACACUUAAAAUUGUUUACAACGGUCUUGAGUUAUAACAUAAUGAUUGAUAAUACAUCGCGCAUGUGAAAACCUUUCCCAAAUGGCAAACUUUCACAUGGGUUGUUUAUCGUUUUAGAAAAUGUCAGGAACUAUAAUUAGGAGUAACACUAAUAUUACACUGAGAUUAAUGGAAGAACGAUCGAUAAUCUUAUUAUAAAAUAUUCGUACAAUUCAUUUGAAGCGAGGUAUGAACAAAUACUUACGAAUAUUCUAGCAGUAUAAACAACUCAAAUGUGGCUCAGAGUUAAACAAGUUACAACACCUUAAAAGUAAUCACUCUUGCGGCGUCGUAUGGUAAGGCAGCAAAAUGAGUUUUAUUUAAUAUUUCAUAGAUAAUGCAUAUGCCUUACAAAAGAAACACACUGAUGCAUAAAGAUAUCUGGGUUACUCCAUCGGACUUAUCCUUUAUGCUUCAAAAGCAUAAGGACAAAAACAAUUGUUUAUUUCAACUAACAUCUUCAAAAUGGAUAAAGAUAGGUGGACAAACCCUUUUGUUUGUAUUGCCUUUCUACUUGACACAAAUUAUUUUCCCACGUAUGGCGUUAUUCAAUGACAACUAUCUGCCCAAUUUAUUUCUUCUUAAAUAUCUUCAUUUAAGCAAAUUUUACAAAAAGGACCGAAAGUGAAAAUAGAUUGAACAAUCGAACUUAAAAACAGAACUUACAAGAGAUCAGAGUCGGUUCCAAAUCAUUUCGGUAGGACGCGUAGGUUGAUGCAAGUGCAAAGGCCUUAUACUGAUAUUGCUUUCUUUUUAUGAAAUUUACAUAUUUUUUGUUUAAGUAUGAAGUGUUUUGUUUGAUAGAACUUAAAAACAAUUAUUUGGUGGUGCCCUUAUAUUAUAUGUUUUUUCAAUAUUAAAUUAUGUAAUUUGCUUAUUAAAAAAUAAUUAGA
Molecule: messenger RNA, 5877 nt
Organism: Dreissena polymorpha
Lineage: Eukaryota; Metazoa; Mollusca; Bivalvia; Myida; Dreissenidae
Exons: 8
Coding region: 2484-3845 (453 amino acids)
Source: RefSeq, a predicted model, not a curated record